This is a messenger RNA of Seminavis robusta, 300 nucleotides long. The record is from the annotation of a GenBank genome assembly. Lineage: Eukaryota; Bacillariophyta; Bacillariophyceae; Naviculales; Naviculaceae.
AUGCCAAAUAGCGAAUGUUUACCUUCUCACUCGGAAGAAGCCUCAAUCCUCGGUCCCAACACCUUCGAAAGGUCUAUUGCUGCUUUGAAUUACAACAUGAAGACAAAGGGCAGUGAGCACCCAACAAAAGCUGCCAACUUUAACGGUUCACCCAACGUCGAUGCGGUUGGCAAACGAUACAAACUGGUGCAUAUUCUUCCUAUAAUAGCUAGCCUGUACCUCUUUCAUUCCGUAGGCGUAAUAACAAGCCAACUUCGUACAAAGCCACCAAGCAACGGAUUUGAUUUCCUGGCUGGCUAG